This is a messenger RNA of Colletotrichum graminicola M1.001, 1410 nucleotides long. RefSeq lists its product as uncharacterized. NCBI's taxonomy places the organism in Eukaryota, Fungi, Ascomycota, Sordariomycetes, Glomerellales, Glomerellaceae. The transcript has 6 exons. The record is from RefSeq and is a predicted model, not a curated record. The coding region runs from base 1 to 1410 and encodes 469 amino acids.
AUGGAAGUGGUGUUCCCCGGAGUUCUCCACAACCGUUUCUGCGAGGAUGCGGCAUCUACCUUGCUGUGUCUGGUGAUGGCGCUUGCUGAAGUAGCCGUUGCAGACGUAUCAGGCAGAGGGUUUCCGGCUUUUCAAGGCCACCAAGAUGGCGAGCCAAGCAAUACUGCAGAGUAUAUCGAAUACCGCCCACCGGGCAUCGAGUUUUUCAACGAGGCGAGGCGGCGCCUAGGCUUUUGUGUCGGCGAGUGCAGUUUGGAGAACGUACAAAUGUUCAUUCUGACGGGAUUAUAUUACGAGUCUUGUUCCCGACAUAUGGAGUUCUGGAAUAUGAUCAUAUCAGCGUCCCUUUCGUGCCACGCACUGAUUGUCAGUAACUCGGCCGAAAUGUAUGCUGCCCACGGUGAUCAGAUCUGUCGGGCGUUUUGGUAUUGCUCCAUUGUGGAAACAGGUAUCCAACAGGACUUAGAGCUGCCCUUGACAGGCCUCGACAAGCUUCAGUCGCGCAUUCAGUUGCCCCAGUUUCCUGACUAUGUCACCACGACCGACGAACUUCUUCGUGUGCAGAUGUACAACGACAGGAUGUCCCAUUACGGCGAGAUAUUUGUUUAUGAGGUUUCUCUCCGGAACCUUGCUGUCAAAAUUCGCAACGGUCUAAUACAAGUUGCCGAAGCACCCAUGGCAAUCCUGGGUCAGACGAUGCCUGGAUCAGACGAUCUUUUACGAGCCACAGUUGAUAAAUUGGGGAGGGAGCUCGAACAGUGGCAUGGUUCUUUGCCGGAUCACUUGAACUGGGACAGGAACCUUCCCUCCGCUAUGUACUCGGCUCCUGAUCUUCAACCCUCCAGCCCAUCGUUUUACGCCCAUAGCAUGUAUGCGGCCGAUGCCAUGGAUGCGUUACAUUCGGCUCCGCUGAACAAUUUCAUCGGGCCCGACAUCACUAACCCCAAUGCGAACAUCGGCUUUCCGAACUCGGACGGCGUUCUGCUUGCGAUCAUGCGCUCAAAAUAUUACCACGUCGAAUCCAUGCUCUACGGGCCUUUCGCUUACAAAGUCCUUCACGAACAUCCGGACAACCUAACCGAAACAGACCUUUCGGCAACGACGAGGUUCCUCCAUGCCUGCGUUCUCUGGCCUAUAAUGGUUCCGCCAACCUCUCAGCAUAAACGCAUGAUCCCCUGCCUCUAUUCCUGGUCGCAGAAUAUCCUAGGCGCACUCAUCAUUCUGCACCUGUCUCUCAUAAACCCCACGCUCUCCAAGAUCAGACAAAGCCAUUGCCGCCAGGGGUUCGAACAAGAAGCCGAGUUGACAAUCGAGUGGGGGACCGCAUGGAUUCGAGAUCUGAAAGACGUUGAUAGAACUGCACAGCGCUGUUGGAUGAUCCUCAAAGGCUUGUAUCGGCUCGAUGACUAA